AUGGUUAGUGGUCGAAAGAGACCAUCACGUUUUGAUUAUCCAUUGGAUGCAAGGCCCGGAGCUGGACCAUCUCAUCGACCAAUUCUUGCUCAAGACUCAGACAUUGAGGAGGGUGCAUUCUACAAGACCACCCCACCAGCAUACAUUUGUUACGUGGACUUCACCUCCAACGCGGACCCCAACCUCUCCGAUUUGGUCCUUGUAGCAGAUGGCCGGAGAUUCUACGUUGACAAAAGAAACCUCGCCCGUCACUCCACAAUGCUCAACGCGAUGUUUUUUGGAAGAUUUGAGGAGUCUCGCCGAGACGAGAUCAAAGUGGGCGACGUUGCGGAGAAAUCCCUUCAAAGAUUCCUUGAUCUCACAGUUGGUGUCCAUAAAGUGCUCACUGAUGAGAAUGUCGAAAAGGUGCUGGUCCUCGCCGACUAUUGGGAUGCUCAAAUCGUGAAGAAAAUCUGUGAGGAAUCAAAAACGAUGGGGAUUCCGAAGAAAUUAGAAGCUCCACGAACUCUUCAAACCUCGAGUGCACCAAGACAUCCUCAUCACCCAAAGAAUCGACAAUACGACAAAAAUGGAAUUUCGGAUUUGAAGGGUCACAACAGUUACAAUGAGAGAGCUGUAAUUGAAUGUUCCAACGCGUGUGAAUGCUCUUGGAGAUGUCAACUCCAACGAGGCCAGCCGAUGAGUCUCUUGGUGUUUCUGUUUGGAUGCGAUACGAGGAUUUGGAAUGAAGACAGCGGAAACAGUAGAAAGAAGAACAUAUUUGUGAAUACAUUGGAGAGAUGA
Molecule: messenger RNA, 783 nt
Organism: Caenorhabditis remanei
Lineage: Eukaryota; Metazoa; Nematoda; Chromadorea; Rhabditida; Rhabditidae
Exons: 2
Coding region: 1-783 (260 amino acids)
Molecular function (GO): protein binding
Source: RefSeq, a predicted model, not a curated record